AUGCUCUGUCAAUAUAAAGUGCAUAGUUAUCAGUUCAUUAUGCGGAUCACAGCAUUGCUAUUUGUUUGUUUACAAAUUUUCAUUAAUAUGGAAAAUUUCGUACAAUGCUUUGAAUAUGUGCCAUCAAAUAUGCAUGCAUACUAUGGCUUAGGCCCUAGUUAUUACAAACCUAGAGACUACGAUGUAUUCAACAGGCAAUUUAAAAUGGAGAAUUUCAAUUUACCUCCGCCCUCAAUAAGCAUAUCUGCCGAUGGAUUGAUUAUUAAUGGAGCCAUCUCAGUUUCGGGGACCUUACCAUUUCUGAGCUCUGUUACGGUACAAGGAGAAUUGCCAAUGACUGGUUCGGGAGUUGUGGAAUUUAGUACUGGUAACAAUGAAGUCGCCAUAACUCGAGAGCUGCCGGGGUACGCAAAUCGUUACGGUUCUAUGUCAUUUUAUUAA
Molecule: messenger RNA, 441 nt
Organism: Pieris macdunnoughi
Lineage: Eukaryota; Metazoa; Arthropoda; Insecta; Lepidoptera; Pieridae
Source: the annotation of a GenBank genome assembly